[Torrubiella] hemipterigena is the source of this 1566-nucleotide messenger RNA. The record is from the annotation of a GenBank genome assembly. Lineage: Eukaryota; Fungi; Ascomycota; Sordariomycetes; Hypocreales; Clavicipitaceae.
CUGCCCCAGUAAUUCGGACAUUUAAACUCUGUAUAACUGGACUGCGCUGCAUCGUAUUGCCACCCACCUGCCAACGUCACAACUGCCGUGUAAGGCUGCAUUGCGAGACACUCCUCUUCUCAGCUCCGUGUUUGGCUACGCAAACCGAUUCGCUGGGCUGGUGCGAGUAGGCCGUUGGAAUACGUGAUUUUAGGCUUUCUGUAAUACGUGAGCAAGGCUUACACUGCCUGCUUCUGGAUGCGAAGACGAGGAGAAAGCUUCCGUAGAAACUAUAUAAAGGGCGUGCUGGUUCCUUCGUGACAGUCUUGUAGUUGUUCAUCAUCCUCACAAUAUUCUAUAUUCACUCACUCCAAUACAAAAACAUCACAACACUUACCUCACAAUGAAGACCUUUACCGUUACUGUUCUGGCUCUGGCUGCCGCUGCCGUUGCUACACCCACCACCCCAAUCCCCAAGUGCAAGCCUGGUACCUACCGCUGCCAGGAUAACAGCCAAACCCACGGCCCCGGAUGGGGUGUCUGUGAUGUUUCUGGAAACUGGGUUUAUGGCGGCGACUGCCCUCCCCAGACCGUUUGCCUCUUCAACCAUGUCAACGGCAGCCCGUACUGUGUUCCUCCUGGCUUCCACUUUUAAAGCCCAACUUCUCCCCGCACAUACUAGAAUAGCUUGGAUAUAGUGUGUGGGAAUCGAUACCAGGCGACUUUUGUAUUCACGACUGAUUAGAUUUAGAGCUUCUUUUUACAUUUUUUCAUUACAUUCCUUUACUUUUUAUAUAGUAAAACAAUAUGGCCGGUCAAAUAAGUCGUCCCAGCAUCGUUGCGUUUUAGUGUUUGGCGUCGUCCACAGGCGUUUCAAUAAUUCACAUGCUAUCAGGGGCGACGCAGUUCCCAAGGCUCUGCUUAGCCACACCAGCUCGGACAAUACGAAACUUCUUGAACCGUCUGCGUCGGUUUCGCUCACGAGACCAGCCAUAAUGAGCGGCCACAGGACCAUCUUGCGGGGAUGCUCUUCCGAGCCCGAGGCAAGCUCUUUCAAGUUCCCAAGCAGUGACCGGCGACAUGACUCCUUAAUGAAUGAGAGCUGUUCCUCCUGGGGGUCACUUGAGACGCUUGUCGAAUCGGUAUACGUCGUAUUGCAGAGAGAUGACAGGCAGUACAUUGCCACAGCAGCUUGGUAGACAAAGCCAAUCUGAAGCCAAUGCUGGUGACCCUGUGGCAGUCGGUACGAGGAUGCUUCCUCUUCCAUGCCGGCCUCGGUUAUAAUGCGGUUCUGCGCCUUUUCGACAUCUUCAAUCCAAGAUUCUACAGAAAAGCUUCGGAUUCUGUUUAAUAUGGUUUUGAGAGCGAUAAAAGCCUCUUCUUUGGAAGGCUCCGUCAGGCUGUUGACGGCUCGCCGAUGUGUGAUAAGAAUGGUUUCUUGCAGAAGCGGCGCUGGACAGGGAAUAGAGGUUGUGAUUGCUUCGCCGAAUAGUCCGGGGAGGAGAUCCACGAUAUCCAGUAGUUGUUCGGCCUUGUGGAGGGAUACGUUGGGUGAUGUAGAUGCACCAAGUAUUUCCGUCCUAUCGA